UCCACACUUUUUCCACACCAAGCCAUAUAAAUCUCCGUAAAGUACCGUCAGGUGGAUCACUCUCCGGAAAACGUCACUACAGCUAGCAGCUUUUUUUUGGUGUGAGAAAUCAGAGCGAAAUUGACAGAAAUGGCAUCAAAUAACAAUUUUGAUGUUGUCAUGGUGAUUAAGAAAUACCACAUCAAGGGGAAGCAGAUAAGAGAUGUCUGUAAUAACUCGAAGACCGUCGUCAUGGUUACGUCGGAAGGGCGUGUCUAUGCGUGUGAUGUAUCAGAUGUCAGCAAACAGCAUAAAUAUGUCAGGGUGAAUUUUCCGACAUCCGGAGCGGCCAACGACGACGCAAUCAUGAACGUGAGCUGCGGCCGUUCUCACUUUCUCGCGCUCUCUGCCCGUGGUCGCGUUUACAGUUGGGGUAAGAAUGAUAACGGGCAACUCGGACGUUCUCUUGAGAAACAAAGACCUAAUCAGGUCUAUCGAGGACAGAAGGAGGAGAAACACACUCCAAGGCUUAUCACUGAACUUUCAAACCAAAAUGUCAUCAAAAUAGCAUGUGGGCAUAACCACUCCCUCGCCCUUACACGAGGAGGGAGCUUGUAUUCGUGGGGAAAAACAAAGGUGAAGCGACGUACCCGAUGUCCGACUUUAGUCGAAGGUCUUCCAAGUGGUAUGGUAAUUCAACAUAUUGCCACUGGAGGCGAUCACACCCUUAUUGUUUCCGAUGCUGGUGAUGCAUAUGUUUGGGGCUUUGACGCAGACGGACAACGCAAACAACUCAAACAAGAUGAUGUAGAAUUUCCUGCGUUUGUUAGGAAGGGAGUGAAGAACGCCACCUGCACUAACAACUCUACGACGAUCCUGUACGAGACCGGCGAACUGAAGGUAAUUUGGAAGGGGGCGAAAAUUAAUUCAGUCCGACAGAGGUUUAAACCAGAGAUGAAUCGGGAACGAACAGACAGUGGUUGUUGCUUCUCAUCUUUAACGUCAUCUGGUCGGAAUACGUUCCUGAUCAAUCAGUCAGGCGGAAAGCCGCUUCUUCUGGACACUAGCAACGCUUCUGAAUGCCUGCGACUUGAUUCAUUAGAGGAAACCACAUUUGGAGAUGCUUUCAGAUCCAAAGCGCUUCCUGAAUGGCCACCAGGAUAUGAUGAUAUCGACAUCAAACUGUUUAAGGUUCCAAAUAUCGGAAACAAUCUUGAAAAGAGUCGACUCCACGUCAUAUUGCAUGAUAAAGCGUUAUUGUGUAGUGGUUCGGAAUCUCCUCCCGCGGGUCGUUGGUUGACUUGGUUAAUACCACCGCUCCCUUCCUUCUUCACGCAAUUCUUCCAAAACUACAUGCUGACCUCAAGUUCAACGAAGGAUUGUCAAAAUGAGAUGCCAAUUCUCUCAAACGAACUGCUCCAGAGUUUGAGUGAGGUUGAUGAAGCCAUCCCCAUGGAAACGAACAUCAGCGAGCCAAUCAAAGAAGCAAAGAUGAUAUUCUCAUCACCAGCAAGUUUGAAUGCAUCUUUCCCAAUGGCAGGGCCACAUGACGAUGACGACCUGGAUAUUGAUUUGGAGGCGGCAAGGAAUGCUUUCAAACUGAUCAGCUCGAAGGAGAUACUUCUUGAAUGGAUAGCUGAAGUCGUAACCAAUGACAUGUGCAGAAACAUCCAACUUGAACAGUUGACCGAUAAGGACCUUCAAUUUUUCUUCAUACUUCUCGAGUGCCCUAUUUUUCACUCUCCUCAAUUUCCGUGGUGCCGGAAGGUUUUGACCGCUCUAGGAAAAUUGUUGAUAUCUGGUCACGGCAAAGGGAACGUCUUAAGUCGACUGGAAAGGUGGUGGGUAUACGAACCCGUGUCCUUCUAUGGAACAGUGGCUACCUAUCGGGGAGCUAUCGGCAUGCUCGCAGAAAACAGUGUUCUCCAAGCGAACGAACAGGACAACUUCAAGACGUACCUCAAAGUACUGCAAUGCCUUCACGAGAUCAAUAUUAUGCACGACAUCAUUGAUGUCAAAACAUUUUACCUGACUCGCCUGGACUUCAACGGUCUGGAAGAGGAUUUGGAACGCUUCAUGCAACAUCAGCUUCGACGGAGACUCUCGAACUACGUUCUCUCGUUCAUUCAAGCUGAGAGAUUUUCCUGGUUGUCAUAUCCAUUCCUUAUUGAUCUGAAAACCAAGACAUACCUCUUGGAAUCACAAUGCAAGAGAGAGCAAAAGAAUGCCAUGGAAGCUAAAGUAGAUAUUAUUCGACGUAAAAUAAAGCAACUCAUUCAACACAAAUUCCCCGGAAUUUCCACGAAUUCCCUGGAGUUCUCAUUCAUCUUUGAAUAUACGUAUGCUCAUAUGUCUCCUCCACGCCUCUACCUUGUUGUGAAUCGGGAUCACAUCUUCGGAGGAAGGGUACGGCAAGGACUCUCAGGGAUGCUGACGAUAUCCAGGACUGAUCUUCAGAUGCCGCUCAGGGUCGUCUUCGAAGGGGAAAAAGGUAUUGACGAAGGAGCGUUGAGUCUGGAAUUCUUCAGGCUUGUUUUCCAGGACCUCCUGAAUCCGGAAAAGCACGAUGUUUUCCGAUAUAUUGACGGAGAGGACCCGACUCAGUCACAAGUCUGGUUUCGAGAGGAAUGCUCAAGCAGUGGAAAUGCGAAGAUAUGUGGUCUUCUACUUGGACUAUCACUGUACAACAAGGCAUUUGUACCGUUACCGGCUUUUCCACAAGUCCUCUAUGCAAAGCUACUCGGAAAGGGUCCUGGUAGUGAGAUGGGGGAAUUAGAAGAGCUGGAUAAGGAAUUCGCAGAUCAAAUGAAGAAACUCCUAACUAGCUCGGAGGAAGAGGUACAGGGGAUUUGCUACGGUGAGGAGAUAGAGCUCGAUGAUGGACGACUCGUGGACGUCACUAAAGAAAAUGUACACCUGUAUGUGGAGAAGAAGAUACGGCAUUAUCUCGCUCCGUCACAAUUUGCUGCAUUCAAAGACGGGUUCUAUUCUUUGUGGGAUGCCAAAAUCCUGGGUAUCUUCAGACCUGUCGAGUUCGAAGCUCUUAUCAAUGGCGAGAACUACUUCGAUUGGAAGGAUCUGGAGAUGUCCACACGGUACUUAGAGCCCUACACUAACUCCCAUCUGACGAUCAAGAUGUUCUGGGAAUGCUUCCACGCUCUAGAUGACGGCCAGAAGAGAAAGUUCCUCGUUUUUGUGGCGGGGACUGAUCGUGUACCGGUCGGUGGAUUAAAAGACUUCCAUCUCACGAUCGCUGAACUUCCGAUCCCAGAAGGUACAGAGGGGACUCCUGAAGAGAGGUUGUCCUUGCUGUGCCCGAUGGCCCACUGCUGCGAUAACAACCAGUAUAACCGAACACUUAAACUUCCCAUGUACACCAGUAGAGAGAUGGUUGAGGAUCGCUUGGGGAAAGCGCUGUCCAUGUACAACAUCCCAUUCCAUAUUGCUUAGAGCUCAGUGUCUAUACAGAAAUAAUAGUAGGCCUAGCAGUGUUAAUUGAUGAACCUUCAAAAAGCAGAAUCCGCUGAUGGAGCUUCGGAAAGCAAAAGCUAGGCCUAAUUGCCACUGGCAUACAAUACUGAACCUUGUACGUAUGCGACACCCAUUCCACACGUAUAGUAAUCAGUGAAUACAGGAAUAAUUGAAGAGCCUUCAAAAACAGAAUCUGAUUGUCAAAAUUAAGCUACACAUAGUCAUGAUAGUGGUAGGCCUUACCCUAGAACGCCGAAUAGCAAAAGCUCACUGCCACUGGUCUAGAAUAUUGUCUUUCAACACAUCAUUCCAUAUUGUUUAGUGAUCAGUGCAUAUAUACUCGGACAGAGGAAGUUUUGUUGAACCUUCACAAGCAAAUCGAACCUGCUGAUCCAAAACUGACGUUGGAGCGUCGAAAAGCAAAAGCUACUCAGUUGUUUCGAAUACUGCCCCUUGUAUAAGUGCCUCGUUCCAUGUUGCUCACUGCUCAGUGAGCACAGACAGCUAGAGGAAGUAGCACUGUCUUUAAGGUGGGCUGAUGAUGUCACAUCCCCACUUGUUCUGUUGUAUUUUAUUACAUGAAAUUAGGUUUAUUCAAUUGUUUUUCUCCAAAAAAAAACUAGAAAAAUUGGAUUGACAUCUGAUUUAGUGCAUUAGAUAUUUAUUGUUGCAACUUAUUUUAUUAUGAGGGAGACUUAUUGCUCACAUAAGUAUGAGAUAAUGAAAAAAAUUACGAUUUAAUGUAAUAACAUAAGAAAACUUAAAGUGGGGAUGUGACAUCAUCAACCCACCUAAUGAAUAUUCAUGACGACUGUUUUCAGAAAAUAUUGCUAAACUUUAAAUUUCAAUAACUUUAUUUGUUAUCCGAUUUCGAUGACAUUUUCGUCAUUUUGUUCAGUGAAUUCUACUCUAUUUAUUAAACUAUGAAUACUUUCAGCCCGGACCAUCCCUUUAAAGAUGAUGACCCGACAUUUUGCUCCUGCUACAUUUGUCCCGGUCUUAAUAUCUCAGAGGAGAUACAAUUAGGAUUGUAAUAGUUUCUGGUUCAGAAUAAUGUGAAAAUAAGGAUUAGGAUUUAUUUAUUGUUGGAGGUUAGAUUUUACAUUUGGCUUUACUUGCAGAUUUUGCAUCGGAGCAAUUUUCGCCGGGGCAAAUGUCAUGGAACCAUUAAAGAUAUACAUGUACAAUAUGUUCUAGGAGUCUGAUAUGAAGAUAAAUUUUCGGCAUUUUGCUCAGUGAAUUCUACUCUAUGUAUUAAGAUAUAAAUAUGUUCAGCCCGGACCAUCCCUUUAAUAUGUUUUAUCAGACCUGUUGAUUCCACAUUAAAUGUUUGUGUCUUUUGCAGAUACUGGUUUCAUGAUGUGAUUUCAACUAAACAUAUGUUACGUUACGCAGAGUACUUUUAAAUUCCUUUCAAUGUAUUUUGAUAACUUUCUGCCUGUAAUGCCUUUUUUCUGUUUAGUUCUAUUAUGUUCUAUUUUAAAGAAGGACGUUAUCAUUUGUGUGUUGUUAGGUCUUCAUUAUGUACAUGUAUGUAUUACGAUGGGUCGCGAAGAGCUUCCAUUUAUUCAAGUUCAGGGCCCCGUCUUACAAAGAGUUAUGAUUGAUCCAAUCAGUCUCAACUCUAUAAAAAAAAUCCAUCCAUACUAUAAUUUUUUUACAGGAAAUUUGCACAAUCUCCUUAGUAAACAAAUAAAAGAAUCACACUGAAAUUUUUAGAGAAUUAUGAAUGUAUGCAGAUACAUCAAAUCUAGAAAAUAUUUUGAACAAACAUGUAUUUUAUAUGUUGAUGUGCCUAGCCGUCCAUAGUCGUGGUUGAUCGGAUCAAUCGCAACUCUUUGUAAGACGACCGGGGCCCAGGUCUUAACCUCACAGAUAUAGAUACACGCUACACGUGUAUAGUAAAUACCAGAACCAAUUCAUGAAAGUGUUCAGGGGCCCGUUGCAGAAAGUGUUGUGUUUAAACGCAAGCCAAAAAUCAAUCGCAAGUCCCAAAUGCGCGCUGUUGAUUGGUUGAAAAUCAAGUUGCGCAUGAUUUUUUAGAGUUGCGAUUGAUUGCAACUCUUUCUGCAAAGGGCCCCAGCAGUGAUAAGUUGUUAAUAUCAGACACUUGCCAUAUAGCAGUCAGCAGUGGCGUACAGAUGAAGGGCUUGGCAAGAGCCCCCCCCCCCCAAAAAAAAAAAAAAAAAAAAAAAAUACGACCACAAAAAAGAAGAAAAAAAGACAAUAGAAGACAAAAAUAAAGGGUGAAAUGUUAUAAUAAAAAUUUAAAUUUGUGAUAGCUUUUGAAUAUUAUGUCCAAAUCUAUCACAAAUCUAAAUUGUUGUAUUGUACGUAAAGAUGUCGAAAGUUUUGCUUGCUCGCCUCGCCUGCUCGUAACUUUUUUUAAAGUUUAUCAUAAGCCAUAUCUGGCCCCCUUGAAUUUUUUUGGCUUAUUAUUUCCACUUGCAGCCAGACACCCAUGUUUCUCAACCAGACAAUGCCAAGAAAAGUUUUUAAAUUUAAAAACUUGACUGACGACAAAUAGUCUUGAUGAAACACCUCGAUCACGUCCAUUGAUUUUUCACGAGUAGUAGUUUUGUGAAAAUGCGAGGCAUUUUUGAAAUUUGACUCUGAUAAAUGUGCUGAUGUGUAAAUUUAUCAUUAUUAGUCACAUAUCCCCAAUAUAUAUAAUGAAAGAUUUUCAAUGAUCUGAAGGGGAUUCUUCAGUAGUAGCAGUAGUAGUAGUAGUAAUAAUAAUAAUAUUAUGCAACAUUUAAAUAGCGCUAAAUACAUUUUUUCUAAGCGCUGCAUACUAUUACUCCGGCUUUAGCACGGCUAUCAUGAUCGGACGCUCGAGCAUUCAAGGAAUUCCUACCGGGUACCCAUUUACACCUAGGUGGAGAGUGGCAAAUGUGGAUAAACGCCUUGCCAAAGGACGCGAGUGCUGCGGUGGAGUUUGAACCCCGGACAUUGUGGUUCAAAGUCCGGAGAUUUAUCCAAUAUGUAUGAUAAUAAUGAUAAAAAUUAUAACAGUAUUAAUAAUAAUAAUAAUUAUCAUGAUAAUGUAGAACUGUUAUUUUGACAUAAAGUAUCAUUAUAAUUUAGUUCCAGUUCUAGCUUUAGUAGCUUUGUUUACAUUAUUGAUGAUUCUGUUGUCCAUUUGACUUUCAACCUGCUUGUCAUUCUUUUUUCUAUUCAAAUGUGUUCAUUUAUUACAUUCCCACAUCUGAUUCUUGUGUUCAACAAUCAUGACAUUUUUCAUUAUGUCAUCAUCCAUCAUGUUAUUCAUCUCCAUCCACUUAUCGCUUAUUGGUUAUUUUUAUGACCUAGACUCCCACACUUUCAGUUGGCUCCUCCUUUCUUUUUAUUUGUUGGUUGAUAUUGCUUAAUUUGAAUAUAUGUUAAUUCUGUAAUAUGGUUUGAGUUUAAAUGAGUCAAAGAAGCCAUCUUUAAAAAAAAACAAGUGCACAACCAGA
This is a messenger RNA of Lytechinus pictus (painted urchin), 6908 nucleotides long. Its product is annotated as probable E3 ubiquitin-protein ligase HERC4. Gene Ontology annotation, biological process: protein polyubiquitination. Bases 130 to 3429 code for a protein of 1099 amino acids. The record is from RefSeq and is a predicted model, not a curated record. NCBI's taxonomy places the organism in Eukaryota, Metazoa, Echinodermata, Echinoidea, Temnopleuroida, Toxopneustidae. Gene Ontology annotation, molecular function: ubiquitin protein ligase activity. The transcript is spliced from 22 exons.